AUGUACACCACUAUAACCGUCCUAACCCUAACCUCCCUAAUCCUCCCCAUUAUCACCACCUUUAUUAAACCCAACAAAAAAAGCUUAUACCCACACUACGUAAAAACAACCAUUGCCUCCACCUUCAUAAUUAGUCUAUUUCCCACAACAUUAUUUAUAUGCACAGACCAAGAAACUAUCAUCUCAAACUGACAUUGAACUGCAACCCAAACACUAGAACUCUCCCUAAGUUUCAAAUUAGACUAUUUCUCCAUAAUAUUCACCCCUAUCGCACUAUUUGUCACCUGAUCCAUUAUAGAAUUCUCACUAUGGUACAUACACUCAGACCCAAACAUCAACCAAUUUUUCAAGUACUUACUCAUUUUCCUCACCACAAUACUAAUUCUAGUUACCGCUAACAACCUAUUCCAACUUUUUAUCGGCUGAGAAGGUGUAGGAAUCAUAUCCUUUCUUCUCAUUGGCUGAUGAUACGCCCGAGAAGAUGCCAAUACCGCAGCUAUCCAGGCAAUCCUAUAUAACCGCAUCGGCGACAUCGGCUUCAUUCUAGCCCUAGCAUGAUUCCUCUUCCACACCAACUCAUGAGAACCACAACAGAUACUCCUCCUAAACACCAACUCUAACCUCCUCCCACUAGCAGGCCUUCUUCUAGCAGCAGCAGGAAAAUCAGCCCAACUUGGACUCCACCCCUGGCUUCCCUCAGCCAUAGAAGGCCCAACUCCCGUCUCAGCCCUACUCCAUUCAAGUACCAUAGUCGUAGCCGGAGUUUUCCUACUUAUCCGCUUCCACCCCCUAACAGAAAGCAACCAAUCAAUCCAAACCCUUACACUAUGUCUAGGUGCCAUCACCACCCUAUUCACAGCAAUCUGUGCUCUAACACAAAAUGACAUCAAAAAAAUCGUAGCAUUCUCUACUUCUAGCCAACUGGGCCUAAUAAUAGUCACAAUUGGUAUCAACCAACCGUACCUAGCAUUCCUACAUAUCUGCACCCACGCCUUCUUUAAAGCCAUAUUAUUUAUAUGCUCCGGAUCCAUUAUCCACAACCUCAACAAUGAACAGGACAUCCGAAAGAUAGGAGGCCUAUUCAAAACGCUACCCCUCACCUCAACCUCCCUAACUAUUGGUAGUCUCGCACUCACAGGAAUGCCCUUCCUUACAGGUUUCUACUCCAAAGAUCUAAUUAUCGAAACCGCAAAUAUAUCAUAUACCAACGCCUGAGCCCUGUCCAUAACUCUCAUUGCCACCUCCCUAACAAGCGCCUACAGCACCCGAUUAAUUCUCCUCACCCUAACAAACCAACCCCGCUUCCCAACCCUGACCAAUAUCAACGAAAACAACCCCACUCUAUUAAAUCCCAUCAAACGCCUAACAAUCGGAAGCCUCCUUGCAGGCUUUCUCAUCAUUAACAGCAUUCCCCCUACCUCCCCCUCCCAAACAACAAUUCCACUCUACCUAAAAUUAACAGCCUUAAGCAUCACCUUUCUAGGUUUCCUAACAGCCUUUGAUCUCUAUCUCCUAACCAACAAACUCAAAAUAAAAAACACCUCCCACAUAUUCCAUUUCUCCAACAUACUAGGAUUUUACCCCAGCACUAUCCAUCGCACUAUCCCCCAUGCAAGCCUUCUCAUAAGCCAAAACCUAGCAUCACUUCUACUAGACCUGGCCUGACUAGAAAAAUCAAUACCCAAAGCCAUCUCACACCACCAAAUCUCUGCUUCCAUUACUAUCUCUUCUCAAAAAGGCAUAAUCAAACUAUAUUCCCUCUCCCUUCUAAUCCCACUCUUCCUAGCCCUCCUUCUAAUCAUAUAA
This is a messenger RNA of Symphalangus syndactylus (siamang), 1806 nucleotides long. Lineage: Eukaryota; Metazoa; Chordata; Mammalia; Primates; Hylobatidae. The record is from the annotation of a RefSeq genome assembly.